AUGCUUCCCGCCUUCGAGCGAUAUUUCCUCUUUGGAAUGCUUUCCGCCUCCGAGCGAUAUUCCCUCUUUGGAAUGACUUCCCGCCUCCGAGCAAUGUUCCCUCUCAUGAAGCAAAGAAGCGAUGCGCUUCCCAGGAAGCCGAGGAGCGACGCGCUUCCAAGGAAGCCGAGGGGCGACGCGCUUUCUAGGAAGCCAAGGAGCGAUGCUCUUCCCAGGAAGCUGAGGAGAGACGAGCUUCCUUAG
Linum trigynum is the source of this 243-nucleotide messenger RNA. The record is from the annotation of a GenBank genome assembly. Lineage: Eukaryota; Viridiplantae; Streptophyta; Magnoliopsida; Malpighiales; Linaceae.